Rotaria sordida is the source of this 2615-nucleotide messenger RNA. The record is from the annotation of a GenBank genome assembly. Lineage: Eukaryota; Metazoa; Rotifera; Eurotatoria; Philodinida; Philodinidae.
AUGGUUAUUGUCUUCUCUCGUUUGAAGGAUUAUGUUCCUUCAUUUACUGUUCAUCCUAAUUGGCAGGAAGUCGCAGAUAUGGCACUCAAUGCAGCAAAUUCGUUUGGUGCUAUCGAUAUUAAUGAUUUAAAAGCUGUGAAAUGUUUUCAAGGUUUCAUGAAAUAUGCUUCAUACGCAUUUCCUUCAGUAUCAAUCGAUAAAUUGAUCGAUCUUACUUAUUACUUCUCUUUUUAUUGGUUAAUGGAUAACUACAUGGAUGAUAAAGAUGAUGUUAGUACUGAAGCAAUUGCGAAGCUAUCGAAAGCAACGCUACACAUUCUCGAACGUCCAUUGAACGAAGAUGGAAAUGAUGCACAACAAGAAUGGUUCGGUAUUGUUCGUGCUCAAUAUAGUAUUCUUCAGAAAAUGAAAUCUACAACACCCUCAUUUUGGUUCAAACGUUUUAUGCGUAUUAUGAAAUUAUAUUUAAAUAGCUGUGCAACAAUGUACGCCAUUCGAAUUUUCGACAAACCAUUAGACUACGAUGAAUAUGUUGAACUUCGACUAUGGGAGAGUGGUGUAUAUUCUGUUCUAACAUUGUAUGAAUAUGCAUUCAACAUUUAUUUACCGGAUAAUAUUGUCAACAGUGAUAAAUUCAAACGAGCAAUACGAUUGGCAAAUAGUCAUGUAACGUUUACCAGCGAUAUUUAUUCUUACGAAAGAGAAUGUAUACGUAACAAACAAAAGACAAAUUUAAUUGCCGUUAUGAUGAGUCACAGGCAUCUGACGUUUGAACAAUCUGUGGACGAGAUAAUUAAUAUGUGUAAUGCAUGGUUUGAUGAACUUAUUAAGUUGAAAGAAGAGUUAAUUGUAGAAUAUGGAGAGAAUGUUGGAUUUAUUCUACACAAUUAUUUGGUAUGCAUUCAAACUCACAAAAUGUUCGUUAUGGAUUCUCAUCGAUAUCGAAGCGACACUUCACCUUUCGAUGAUUUGAAAACUAAAAACGCUUGAACUGUAGCACUCAUUGAUUUUUUUUCGUAAACGUAACAGCCAGAAUUCGUAUAUUGGAAUCAGUUUUCUUUCUUUUUCUAAUUUAUUUUGUUUAAAUCUUGAUUAGAUUGGAAAUUAAAAAAAAACUGGAUCAAAGAAUGAGAACCGUUCAGUGAUGAAGAGCCGAUCUUCUCUCGACAUUGAGUUUUUUUUAUUUUCCCAAUAAUCAACUCGAAUUCCAAGAGUCGAUUAUCGUUUUGAAUCAAGUCUUUGAACCCUAUUCUGGGUUCGUACGACUGUUUCAAAAGUCGGGAUUACGUUUUCCCUAUAGAGUCAUCAUAUGUUCUGUAUGUACAAAAGUUUUUUUCUCCGAUCUUCAAUUCUUUUAAAUUUGAAUAAUUAGGUUGCUUGGAAAGUACUUGCAACUCAUAUACUCUCAAACCUCAAGGAGUUGUGAAUGUGAGUGUGAACCUUCACUAAAGCAAGGCUCACACUCAUAGCUUUACCACUCACGCUCUACACUCUAGUCCGAAAGAAUUUUCAGAUGAAAAUUUGAUGGAAUCAAGCUGAGAAGCAAACUUUCAAAUCAUGAGUUCUGCCAAAUAUGAAGUGUUCGAGUGGUUGACAUUAGAGAUGCCCAUCGCGGCUGAAAAUCAGCCGCUGCCGCGCCGCGAUGAGUAAUAAACUUGCCGCUGCCGCGAUGGUUGCCAAAAACCUGUUUCGAAUUUCACUGCUGCAACUGUAUUGGACCAGAAAUAUUGGUACUAGUCCAUCAGAUUCAUUCAGUCUCAGGGUGUUUCAUUUGUAAACAAUAAAAUUCUAUCAAAUUCAUGCAGUUUUUCAAUGUCCUCGAAAAAAAUGCUGCCGCUGCCGCGAUGGACAUCUCUGGUUGACAUAUAUAAUCAAUCCAAGAUUUAGAUAGUGUUUAAUAUAUAACUUUCUACUAUUAUAUUACAUCGAUGCCGAGUUGGCGUGUGCGAUUAGAUUUUCUUACUACUUCUAUGCCGACCAAAUAUUAAAUCAACAGCUUGAAAUAUUGCAGCACUUCAAGUGGAGGAGGUUAGGAGUUUUGACCAGCACCGUGUACAUACCAGUGUGUCCACAGCCACAAUCACCCGAACCAAAUACACCUAGGCCCUACACAUAGAUCAUAUCUCCAACUUACAUCUGAAUUCUCAUACACAUCUACACCCACAUCCGCCUACAAACUAAUCGGACACUGAUAUGCUCCAUCUUUUUCGUAAGCAUAUUAGAAACAAUUGUUCAAAUUAAACCAGUCAACUUAUACAAAAAAUUAUUGAAGACAAUCAUCGGUAAUCAGCAAAAUGUAUAUGCUUUAAGGCCCCCCCCCCCCCCAAUUCAAAAAUGGAUCUCAGCCCAGGAACAUCCAAAUUGCAUGGAACUUUCAAGAUAUGUUGGGACUGGUGAACUAUGGCUAUGAUAAAAUUUUUAGUCCUAUAUCACGACGUUUGCCCGAGAUAUUCAUCAAACAAAGGUCAAAAAUAGCUCUAUCGUAGCGCCAGUAGAACUCUAGCAUAGUAAAAGAUAAAGUCAAAUAUUUUGUUUUUGUUUGAAAGAACAUGCCAGAAUGCAGCCCCUCUCGUGACCUUUUUUAAAAACUCUUACCUUUUAAACGAGGGUGUGGG